AUGCACAACCCAUCAACCCACGUCUGUCUGACAAACGCAUCCAGACACCCUCUAGACCCACAGAAAUGGCUCCUCCUCCCUACCUACCGCCUCCGACUAACGCUCUUCUACACGUCGCGGUACCGCCGGCCCUCGCAAAACACCACCACGAUCCGCAAAUUCUUCGCGAGUCCAGAGGCUGCCAACGACGCGGCGCUGCAGCUCGCCAAGGACUGUCGCGGGGAGGGCGAGGCGAUCAUGCUGGUGGCGCGCAACGAAGGCGAUGUCGAUGCGCUGAAUCGGUACGCCGUGGGGACGUGGGAUGGUAAGACGGCAGUCGCGGGGAGGGUGCCGUGUAAGUGGAGUUUGAUGUUGGAUUUCGAGCGCGAGAGGCUGUAUAGUCAUGAUAGCGGCGAUGUGACUGCGUAUGUGGAGGUUGUGCGGUCAUGGGACACGGAUGUUAGGAGGAGGGGUGAGAGGGUAUCGUUGGAGGAGCUGCAGAGCUCGGGUCUGGAGGGCAAGCCGCCGCCGGGGUUGGGCGGCGCGGUGUUGUAUCGGUUUGGGAAGUACGAGAUGCGGGAUAUGCGGGCUUGGCGGCGGUUCGUGAUUACGACUUCGUUGGACCGGAAGGAACGUGAGAAGCUGGAGGAUCUGUCGGCUUUGUUUGCAGAUGGUACGGUCGCGCAACGCCCUAUCCAUGCGUGGUAUGCCCAGAGUAUAUCUGACACGAUCGCCGGACUGGAAGAGAACAUGCAAAUUCUCCAACUUGCCGCAGCACGACCACGAGACGCAAAAAUACGCUUCGAUUUCGAUACAGCGCCUGUUGAGAGCCCCGCAGAGAUUGGCUGGCGCCUUGCGAAGAAGUCUGUCGUCGCCAAGGACAUUGCGAUGUUUAACAGGAGAGUGGAAAAGUUGAAGUCAGAGGAGAUGAGGCUUGAUAUGGAAGCUGAGAGCAGACCGAUUUUGGAAAGGACUAAGACUUUUGAGGAGCCGAAAUACGAGCUGGAUUAUGAUUGUGAGUUUCUGGCAGAGAGCAGGCCGGCCCUGGCACGGUAUAGAACGGAUCAGCCGCCACCAACAUCGGCCAGGAUUGGCAAGCAGAUGGAUGAGGAGGCAGAAGGUGUUAACCUUCCUCUACCAGACGCUAUGAGGGCAGAAGAGGAUGACCUACCUCUACCAAACGCAAUGAGGGCAAUCGCAGAGGAAGAGAAACUCUUACCUGGUCUCGGUGAUGGUGCAUCGGUAUCACAGGUAGGAUAUCACAACGGCCUCAUUCGAACAAGUCCCAACGAAUGCAAGUGCAACGCUCACCGGUGGCGACGCGAGAGCUUCCCAAGUCACAAGCCCUUGCCCUCGUACGAAUUCUCACCACCAGAACAGCUAGAGGCAAGGCUAGCUGCCCAGCUCGUCAACCCACCGAAAUGGGCGCUGGAUCCCACGCACAUGCCUCGGAGCAGGCAGCCCUUCAUUCCAGAGCGGGCGCUGUAUCCAGAGCCCACGACGCUGUGCGGGUACAUACGGCGGCAGCUCGAGACGACAAGACCAGCGCCGCGUGAAGCGUAUGUCCGGUUUGGUGUCAUGGACGAAAGGGACUGCGAGACGAGAUGGGGUUCGGAAUGGCGGCUGCAGUGUCAGAACGAUCAGAUGGAGUGGGAUCACGAGCGCAAUGUGAGGAAGCGGUGGAAGAGGCCUAGCAAGCCGCGGCUGAAUGAUUAUCCAGUGAGCGAGUUGGACGGGUAUGAGGGGGGUUUGCUUGAACACGAGAUGUCUUGA
Molecule: messenger RNA, 1752 nt
Organism: Ascochyta rabiei
Lineage: Eukaryota; Fungi; Ascomycota; Dothideomycetes; Pleosporales; Didymellaceae
Exons: 1
Coding region: 1-1752 (583 amino acids)
Source: RefSeq, a predicted model, not a curated record